This is a messenger RNA of Malassezia japonica, 6462 nucleotides long. RefSeq lists its product as uncharacterized. Gene Ontology annotation, biological process: regulation of apoptotic process; mitochondrial protein processing. Gene Ontology annotation, cellular component: membrane; m-AAA complex. The transcript has 3 exons. Gene Ontology annotation, molecular function: ATP binding; ATP-dependent peptidase activity; metalloendopeptidase activity. Bases 1 to 6462 code for a protein of 2153 amino acids. Lineage: Eukaryota; Fungi; Basidiomycota; Malasseziomycetes; Malasseziales; Malasseziaceae. The record is from RefSeq and is a predicted model, not a curated record.
AUGCUGUCCACGUCUCUUGCACGGACGUCGCUGCGUGCCCUGCAGCACGCCCGCGCCGGAUUCCCCGGUGUGGCGGCUGCGGCGGCGCGUGCGCCGCGUCUACGCUGUGCUGUGCUCGUGCGCACGCCGCUGCGUGGCUACGCGACGCCCUCCGAUGGCCCCGACCCCGAAGAAAAGAAGCGCAAAGAGUUCCACGAGUCGCUGGAGCGUGGCCUGAAGGAGGCCAAGGAAGGCAAACGGACCAAGAAGGAGGAUGUCCCGGAGGAGCUGAAGCAGUUCUUUGGCAACAAUGAGCAAAAGGCCAAGGAGAGCAAGCCGCAGCGGCCGUCCGAGGACAAGGAAAAGGACGAGAAGUCGAGCAGCAAGCCGCCGCCGAACAACAACAACAACAACAACAACAAUGAGCUGCGUCUGAACCUCAACAUGCUCAUUGCGUCGAUCGUAUCGACCUACCUGCUCUACCGCUUCACGUCGCCGGAGCCGACCUCGCGCGAGAUUACCUGGCAAGAGUUCCGCUCCAACUUCCUCGACAAGGGCCUGGUCGACCGUCUGGUCGUGGUGAACCGUGCCAAGGUCAAUGUGUACCUGCACAACAACGCCUCCGGCUCGGUGUACAGCGGCGCACAGACGACGAACCCCCUGAGCAAUGCGCCGCAGUACUGGUUCAGCGUCGGCUCCGUUGAGGCGUUUGAGCGCCACCUCGAGGACGCGCAGCGCGAGCUGCAGGUGCCGUCGAACGAGCGCAUCCCUGUGGCGUACCACGAGUCGACGAGCGUGGCGUCGAUGCUGCUGCACUUUGCGCCGACGCUGAUCCUCGCCGGCCUGCUCUUUUACCUCACGCGCCGUGCGGCGGGUGGCGGUAUGGGCGGCGGCGGCGGCGGCGGUCCCGGCGGCAUCUUUGGCAUCGGCAAGAGCCGUGCGAAGCUCUUUAACCAAGAGACCGAUGUCAAGACCAAGUUUGCGGACGUCGCUGGUAUGGACGAGGCCAAGGAGGAGAUCAUGGAGUUUGUGAGCUUCCUCAAGAACCCCGAGCGCUACGAGCGCCUGGGCGCCAAGAUUCCCCGCGGCGCGAUCCUCAGUGGUCCGCCGGGUACCGGUAAGACGCUUGUCGCCAAGGCGACGGCCGGCGAGGCUGGCGUGCCGUUCCUGAGUGUGUCGGGUUCCGAGUUCGUCGAGAUGUUUGUCGGUGUCGGUCCCUCGCGUGUGCGCGACAUGUUUGCCAACGCCAAGAAGCACGCGCCGUGCAUCAUCUUUGUCGACGAGAUCGACGCGAUCGGCAAGUCGCGUGGCAAGGGCGGCAACUUUGGCGGGAACGACGAGCGCGAGAGCACGCUUAACGAGCUGCUUGUGCAGAUGGACGGUUUCGGGACGAACGAGCACGUCGUCGUGCUCGCGGGUACGAACCGUCCGGACGUGCUCGACCCCGCGCUGAUGCGCCCGGGCCGCUUUGACCGCCACAUUGCGAUCGACCGCCCCGACAUUAGCGGGCGCAAGGACAUCUUCAAGGUGCACCUCAAACCACUCAAGCUCGCCGAGGACGUCAACUCGGAUCUCUUGGCGGAGAAGCUCUCGACGCUCACGCCGGGCUUCUCGGGCGCAGACCUCGCGAACGUCGCGAACGAGGCCGCGCUGAUUGCCGCGCGUGCCGAGGCGCCUGCCAUCGAGGAGCACCACUUUGAGCUCGCGAUCGAGCGUGUGAUUGCGGGUCUCGAGCGCAAGAGCCGUGUCCUGUCGCCGGAAGAAAAGACGACGGUCGCCUACCACGAGGCGGGCCACGCAGUGUGCGGCUGGUUCCUCGAGCACGCCGACCCCCUGCUCAAGGUCUCCAUCAUUCCCCGCGGCGUCGGCGCGCUCGGCUACGCGCAGUACCUGCCCAAGGAGCGCUACCUCUUUUCGACCGAGCAGCUGAACGACCGCAUGUGCAUGACGCUCGGUGGCCGCGUCGCCGAGGAGAUCUUCUUUGGGCGCAUCACCACCGGCGCGCAGGACGACCUGUCCAAGAUCACGCGCAUGGCCUUUGAGAUCUGUGCGUCGUACGGCAUGAACGACCAGCUCGGGCCAGUGUCCUACCGCACCGACCAAGAGUCGAUGCACAAGCCGUACUCGGAGCGCACCGGCGAGAUGCUCGACGAGCAGGUGCGCAAGAUGGUGACCGAGGCGCACGACCGCACGACGCAGCUCCUCACGACACACAAGGAGGACGUCGAAAAGGUCGCCAAGCUCCUCCUCGAGCGCGAAGUCAUCACCCGCGAGGACAUGACCAACCUCCUCGGCAAGCGUCCGUUCAAGGCCGCGGACGAGGCGGAUGCGUACCUCGACAAGAAGGGACGCCUCUCGCGCAAGGGCGAGUCGAGCGCCCCGCCGCCGGCCGAGGAGAUCGACCCCGAGCCGACGGUCGCCUCCUCGCCACCCAAGCUGCCGACGGAGCCAGGCACCUCGGCGGAUUCGGGGUACGCGUGGGGCGCGGACGCGUGGCGCGAUCCGCUGCUGGCGGACGAGGCGCCCGCAUCGCCGCGCCCGGGGCGUACCUCGCCAGAGCCAGAAAAGGAGAGCGACGAGGCGCUCGAAAGGAGCGACGAACACAGCGAGGCGCUCGACGAGACGCUCGGCGCGGGCGACGCACCGCAGUCGAGCAGGCCGCUUUCUGCGCUGCCGGCGCAUGCGCGGCGGCCGCCCAGGUUUGCGGCCAUGCACCGCCUGCGGUCGCCGUGGUCGUCGACGCUGGCGCACCUCGCCGCGCGGCGCACGCGGGACGACGGCUCGGUGCUCGAGUCGAUCGCACGCACGCCGUCGGUCGCAGGCAGCCUCACCCGCUCGACGCAGCCCGCGUCCGAGUCGGAGAGCACGGACAGCGCGCGCGCGGCCGCGCCGGAGCCGAUCGCACGCCCGUUCCUCCAGCUGCACCUCCUGCGCACCAUUACCCAGCAGUGCGUCGAGGCGACGGACGACGGCACGCCGCUCGCGCUCGGCAUGCCGUGCGCGCUGCAGGCGUCCGGCGGCCUCGUCGCGAUCGGCUUUACCAACGGCGCGACGCUCGUAUUUGAUCUAUCGCAGCGCCUGCGCUGCAUCUGCCGCGCGGCACCCACAGAUGGUCCACAGCACGCCGUGACCGCGCUGGCACUCGCGAUGGACGCAUCGUACGUCGGCGUGGGGCACGCGUCAGGGCACAUUCUCCUGUACGACGUGCUCGACGCCAAGGUUCCUGUGCGCCACGUCCUUCCGGUGCAUCCUGCGGACGUCGCACAAGGCAAGUGCGAGGGCCACCUCACCGGCGCCGCCGUGACGCACCUCGCGUUCGUCGGCCGCCGCAAGACGGCGAUCGUGAGUGCGGACGAGAACGGGCUGUGUUUCUACCACUCGCUCGGCCGCGUGCUCGGCAUGGCCUCGAAUGAUACCCUGCGUGUGUACGGCCGCUACCCGUCCGCCAACGCCGUCGACACGGUGCUCGACAUGGCCCCGCUGCCGCUCGGCACGGCCGGCCACCAGGCGGACGAGCACAAGUUUGUCGCGAUUCUCUUGCGUGAGAAAUUGCUCCUCGUCGGCCUCGCGCCGUCCGCACGGACAUGGUACCGCAGCUAUGCGCGGCGCAACACGAGCGCGCACGGCGCCUUGGCAUGGUUUCCGGCGACACGCGACGAGGGAGGGGCACUGCACCAUCCGAUGCUGGCCUUUGCUUUUGGCCUCACGCUCCAGCUGCUGCACGUCAAGUCGGUGCGCGUAAAGCCGCGCCGCGACGAGCGCCAGGUGCCCCCGGCGAUUGCGCUCAGCGAAGAGACACUCCCGCCGACCACGCAGCCGAUUAUCCGCCUGCAGUGGAUCCACCGACAGCUCUUGAUGGUCGUCACGACCGACGCGUGGCUCUUGUACGAUCUGCGCCUGCGUGCGUACUCCGAGUGGCAGCCGCACGAUCCGCUCAUGGCGCAGAUCGGCGCACCGACCGCCGCGACGUGGCGGAAUGCACUGCGGGUGUGGCACAGCAAAGCGUUCUGUCUCGCACACGGCGACGUGUACGUCGGCGAUCUGCUGCCGUGGGAUACACGCCUCGCGCAGCUCGUGCACGCCAAAGACUUCCUCGGCGCGCUCCAGCUCGGCCUCGAGCUCUACCAGGGACACGGCCUGGGCUCGGCCAUUGGGCUGCCGAGCGAGCGGGGUGCACAGCAGGCGGCGAUCGCCGCGCGCCUCGAAAAGCUCGAGCAGGCGGCAGCCGACGCACUCUUUGCCAACGUCCCGGGCGCGUACGACCCCGAAACGGCGCACGCGGCCCUUGCACGGACGUGUGCGACGGUGGCCAUUACGACCCACCGCUUCGACUGGCUCUUUCACGAUUUGUACAAUCUGUACGAAGUGCAUGGGCACGAGUCAACGUUUGUGCACGAGAUGGAGCAGUUCAUCCUGCACGGCGAGAUGCCGACGCCGGUGCCAAGCGUGAUGCAGCGCCUACUCGCUUUUCGGGCCAAGAAGGGCGAGUACGAGCGGAUCGAGCAGCUGGUCCUGCACGUCGACCCGCUGCACCUCGAUCUCGACCAGACGCUGCCGCUCUGCACCAAGUACAAACUGUGGGACGCGGUGGUAUACGUGAGCACAUCGGCGCUCCACGACUAUACCACGCCGCUCCACGAUCUCUUGCAGCGCGCCUACACGGCCGUCCAGGGCCAAGAGGCGCCGGACGCAUACCGCCUCUUUUCAUUCCUUGCGUCGGUCAGCCGCGGCGUGCAGCACCCCAACGAGCACCCCCUUCCCCCUAACGAGGCCCGCGCGGCCGCCGCCGACGUGUACGCAACGAUCUAUGCACGCGAGGCGCAGACUUUCUUGAUACCCACGGCCCAGCCGUACCCCUAUUUGCGCAUGCUACUUGAGCUCGACGCGGAGGCGCUGCUGGACGUCAUCGACCUCGGCUUGGAGGGCGACUUGUACGCAGAAGACGAGGACGACGCGCUGCCGACGCGGCGCGACGUCGUCGAUGCGCUGCUGGCCGUCAGCAGCGACCUCGCGGCGGGCGACGAGGGAUUCGUCGCGCUGUUUACCGCACGCAACGCGGCCAAGUACCCCCAGUUUUUGCGGCUGCACAGCACCGAGGUGCAGUACCUAUUUGACGUUCUUACGCGCCCUGCCGGCGUGCCUGCGGCGGCCGACCGUGAGUUUGCGCUCGAGUGCGUCUUUUCUGCCCAUGCCUACCCCUUUACCGACGAUGCGCUCGCGCGGCUGGUCGACGCCCAGUUCUGGCGUGUGUACGAGUAUGCGCUGCGCAAGACGCAGCGCUACAACGAUCUGAUGCGCUUCUUCCUUGUCGACCAAGACGGCCGGCACGAUGCGCCGUCGCAGCUCUACAGCCGUGUCGCGGAGCUGCUCAGCUGGGCACCCCCCGCGCACCAUGCCGCGCUGCUCGACGUGCUGCUCGAUGCGAUGCCCGACGUCCCCGACUCGCUCCUGGGCGACGUUGCGCGCGUCGUGGCGCGCUUUUUUGCCGAGCACACCGACGCGGUAUUCGCGGCCCUCGAGGCGAUGCCCCAGCGGCAGUACCUCUACCUGCAGCCCUUUUUCCGGCUCGACGAGGAGACGGCGCAGGUCAAGCCGUCGCUCCGCACUGCGUGGCUUGCGCUCGUCGCGGAAUUUUGCCCCGCGAUGCUCGUCGCGCAUCUGCGUGCGCGUCCCGUCGACUUUUAUGCGCUGGACGAUGUGCUGCGCAUCGCGCGCGAGCACUGCGUCUACGAUGCGGUGCUCUGGGCGUUUGAUCGGCGUGGCGAGACGGCCGCAGCGAUGGAUACGCUCGACGCGCAGGUCGCCGAGUGCAGCGUAUCGCUCCUUGCGCUUGCUACGCAAGGCCGGGAUGGCGAUGGAAGCAGUGCGGCGGAGCAAGUCAUGGCGCAGGCGCACGACGUCGUGCAAUCGCUGCGUGCGACCGUGCGCAUGGCCGUCGAUCUCGCUGUAGAGCAUUCGCACACCGAGGCCUCGCGCGAAAAGGCGCGCGAGCAGUGGUACCGCGUGCUGCGCGCACUGAUCCACUAUGUGCACCUCUUAGCCGAGCCCCCCUACGCUGGUCCGCUGCUGCAGUCUGCGCGUUCGGCCGGUGAUGCGCUGGUGCAAGAGUCUCUCGCGGCGCUCCUGACUUCGGUCCCCUCCGAGACGGUGUCCUUCCCCCCCCUAUUCCGUCGCCUGGUCGACGCGCCCGAGAUGGCGUCGAGCGUAUCGUACGCCGAUGUGCGGCGUGUGUUGGACGGCAUGCUGGAAGCCUAUCGUCUACGGAGUGAGGUGCUUACGCUGGGUGUGCGUCUAAACGAGGGCGACACCUCCCGCCUCUUCCACGAGCUUGCCAAAGAGCGUGCGCUCGGCUGGCUGAUUCGUGCACGGCCACGCUGCCAUAUCUGCCAUGAGCGGCUUCUGCCCUCGGCCGCGCCCCUGACGUUUUCGCGCAGUGGCCUCCACGUCCAUCGGGCCUGUGGGGAUUCCGCGCCUCAAAAAUGA